Fundulus heteroclitus (mummichog) is the source of this 1821-nucleotide messenger RNA. It is a transcript of the gene cbx8b, whose product is annotated as chromobox homolog 8b. Lineage: Eukaryota; Metazoa; Chordata; Actinopteri; Cyprinodontiformes; Fundulidae. The record is from RefSeq and is a predicted model, not a curated record. The transcript has 5 exons. Bases 86 to 1183 code for a protein of 365 amino acids.
UCGGGAAUUCUGGAAGAGGGAGGGGUGGGGGAUAGCUUCUCGCAUAGCGCCCACCAGGCUAACGGUCGGUAGCACUGGGGUAAACAUGGAGCUGUCUGCCGUCGGGGAGCGCGUGUUCGCGGCCGAGUCUAUCAUCAAGCGGAGGAUAAGGAAGGGUCGGAUCGAGUACCUGGUGAAGUGGAAGGGAUGGUCGCCUAAGUACAGCACUUGGGAGCCGGAGGAAAACAUUCUGGACUCCCGUUUGUUUGCAGCUUUCGAGCAGAGAGAACGUGAAAGGGAGCUGUACGGGCCCAAAAAGAGGGGGCCAAAACCGAAGACGUUUCUGCUGAAGGCCCAGGCUAAGGUCAAAACCAAGUUCUACGAGUUCAGGAGGGAGGCCGUCCGAGGGAUGCACAUCACCUUCCCGACCCCCGAGCCCGUCUUCACCCCCAGGGCCAGGGAAGGCCUGAGAGCCGUCGUUCCCACCAUCUUCCCGCCGAGCUCCGUCAACCGCGGGGAGAGCGUGCGCCCGUCUGAACCGAGCCCCCACGAGCACCGGCACCCCCCCCUACAGCAGGCCGCCUCAGACGGACACGCCCACACGCCCAAAAAGAGGGGGCCCAAGCCGAAGCCCCGCUUUGUGGACGACGGGUUCGGCCCGGCGGCGUCCGAGCCGCACAGGAGGAGGGCGGAGGAGGGGGAGAGCCACGGUGCGUACAGACUGGCCCAAUUCCAGGAGGACGAGGAGACCAGGCUGCAGAAGUCGGCCCACAGACACUCGGAGAACCACGCUCACGUCCACAAGCACCACCACCAUCAGCACCACUAUUCUCACCGUCACCACCACCACACACAGAAAGCCUCCAGCGGCGCUUCCUACAAACACUUCCACGCUCAGCGCUGCGCAGACCCGCACAGGACUAAGGACGGCUCGGCCCACCUGGCGGCGGCGCACUUCCACAAGCACCGCCCCAAAACGAGCCAGCACCCGAGCCGAGCCGCCGGGCCCCCGCCGACGGAGAAGCCUUACUUCCUGGACAGGCGGUCCCCGGCCAGGCUGGAGGACGGGCAGGACGACGUGGCCUGGAGGCCGUGCCUCAGCAACGCGGAGAAGGUGCUGGUGACGGACGUGACCGCCAACUUCCUGACCGUCACCAUCAAGGAGAGCAGCACGUCGCAGGGCUUCUUCAAGGACGGCAGAUGAUUGUGGACCACUUGGGUUGUUACCAGCAAAGCUGUUUUUCUAUGUCGUGUACAAAAGGCAAAUUGCUUCAUAAUGUUUAUAUGUGUGUAUAUAUAUAAAAAAAGAAGCUUGGCGUAUAUUUAAUGUGUUGACCAAAUGAAAUGAAGUCCAUUUGACCCGAGGCGCGGGUGAGCGUGGCGUGUCCUUUCUAAUCAGGAGGCCACUUUGUGUGCAGCGCUGGAGCCAGAAUGGAUUUCUCUCUCCCUUCCACGCUGAGCUCAACGCCGGAUCAAACCUGAGUACUGAGUGUAGUCGGUACGGUUUGAACCGGUUCGACUAACAAUAACGAGUGGUUUAUAUUUAUAAUAACAGAAAAAAAACUUAAUUGAACUUGAGCACUUUGAAUUCAGAGAUAUGUACAACAAAUGUUUUUGCUGCCCUAAGAUAUUUUGUAAUGUCUGACGUGUUUAACAUAAAUUAAAAAUUGUAACUGUAACCCCCCCCCCCCCCCCAAAGUGCAUAUAUCUGAUUUUUAUUUCAUUAACAUACAACAUUUUACUUUUUUUUUUUUUUUAUGGAAAUGUUUGCUGUAACAGAAAGCUGGCAGACUGCUUUUUAGAUGCUUUUCAAUAAACCAGUUGAGUUUCUGAUUUCUUUGA